CCAUGGCCGCCGCAGGCAGGGCACGGGUCGCGCACUUGCUGAAGCAACUGCAGAGUGCCUCAUGCCAGUGCCCAACUCAUUCACAUACUUACUCCCAAGCUCCUGGACUUUCACCUUCUGGGAAGACAACUGAUUAUGCCUUUGAGAUGGCUGUUUCAAAUAUUAGAUAUGGAGCAGGAGUUACAAAAGAAGUGGGCAUGGACCUACAAAACAUGGGUGCUAAAAAUGUUUGCUUGAUGACAGACAAGAACCUCUCCCAGCUCCCACCCGUACAAGUAGUUAUGGAUUCCCUGGUCAAGAAUGGUGUAAACUUCAAGGUCUAUGAUAAUGUGAGGGUGGAACCAACUGAUACAAGCUUCCUGGAAGCAAUUGAAUUUGCCAAAAAGGGAGCUUUUGAUGCCUUCGUGGCUGUGGGUGGUGGCUCCACCAUUGACACCUGUAAAGCUGCUAAUUUGUAUUCCUGCAGCCCUCACUCUCAGUUCUUAGAUUAUGUCAACGCUCCCAUUGGGAAAGGAAAUCCUGUCUCUGUGCCUCUUAAACCUCUGAUUGCAGUCCCAACUACUUCAGGAACCGGGAGUGAAACUACGGGGGUUGCCAUUUUUGACUAUGAACACUUGAAAGUAAAAACUGGCAUUGCUUCACGAGCCAUCAAACCUACACUGGGACUGAUUGACCCUCUACACACCCUCCACAUGCCUGACAGGGUGGUGGCUAACAGUGGCUUCGAUGUGCUUUGCCAUGCCCUGGAGUCCUAUACUGCCCUCCCCUACCACCUGCGGAGCCCUUGCCCUUCCAAUCCCAUCACCCGGCCAGCGUACCAAGGCAGCAACCCAAUCAGUGAUAUUUGGGCAGUACAUGCACUGUGGAUCGUUGCUAAGUAUCUGAAGAGGGCUGUCAGAAAUCCUGAUGAUCUUGAAGCAAGGUCCAAUAUGCACUUGGCAAGUGCCUUUGCUGGUAUUGGCUUUGGAAAUGCUGGUGUUCAUCUGUGCCAUGGAAUGUCCUACCCAAUUUCAGGUUUAGUGAAGACAUAUAAAGCGAAGGAUUACAAUGUGGAUCACCCACUGGUGCCUCAUGGCCUUUCUGUGGUGCUCACUUCCCCAGCAGUGUUCACUUUUACGGCAGAGAUGUUUCCAGAGCGGCACCUGGAGACAGCAGAAAUAUUGGGAGCUGACAUCCGCACUGCCAGGACCCAAGAUGCAGGGCUUGUUUUGGCAGACACACUCCGGAAAUUCUUAUUUGACCUGAAUGUUGACAAUGGCCUAGCUGCCCUUGGCUAUUCCUCAGCCGAUAUCCCUGCACUGGUGAGAGGAACUCUGCCCCAGGAAAGGGUCACCAAGCUUGCACCACGUCCUCAGUCAGAAGAGGAUCUGUCUGCCUUGUUUGAAGCUUCAAUGAAACUGUAUUAAUUUUCAUUUUUACUGAAAGAAUUACCAUUGGCCACCUUAGUUCUGAAAACAGAAGUUCAUCUAGCUAUAGCUUUGUCUUUUCAUCUCUACACAUAACGUGCCUGCUACCAG
This is a messenger RNA of Orycteropus afer afer, 1517 nucleotides long. Lineage: Eukaryota; Metazoa; Chordata; Mammalia; Tubulidentata; Orycteropodidae. The record is from RefSeq and is a predicted model, not a curated record.